Molecule: messenger RNA, 146 nt
Organism: Funneliformis geosporum
Lineage: Eukaryota; Fungi; Glomeromycota; Glomeromycetes; Glomerales; Glomeraceae
Source: the annotation of a GenBank genome assembly
CUGAAGAUAUUAGUGAAUGCUUAUAUAAAAUUCAUGAUGAUAGUGUUAGACUAAGAUAUUUUCUUGACGCAGACAAUGUGGAUGAAAUAGAAGCAAUACUCUCAGAUCGUGAAGGGCAUUCCCUACACGAGAUUAUUAAUAGCUAA